Molecule: messenger RNA, 668 nt
Organism: Bursaphelenchus xylophilus (pine wood nematode)
Lineage: Eukaryota; Metazoa; Nematoda; Chromadorea; Rhabditida; Aphelenchoididae
Source: the annotation of a GenBank genome assembly
AUGAACAAGUCUCGUCUCCUGCUUAUUUGCAUAAUCCUUGGAGUUCACGGAGAAGGGCUCAAGGAGAAGAUUGAAGGUGAGUUUAAUUCAUUUUUCCACACCGAAUAAUCCAACUUUGUAAAAUUUGUGAUAUAUUUAAAAUUGAAGGUAUCAUCGAAAACAAGGCUCAAAAAUACGCCUUGUCCCUUAAUUCCACACAAAAGGAACUGUUUCUGGCAGAAGCCAACCUAGAAUCCAAGAAUUUAACCCGCACUCGUCUGGUGAUGUCUGAUCAGACAACUUAUUCAUUGCUCCUGGACCUUCUGAAAGAGUCAUUCCAGUCCGGCGAAGUGUCUGCUACUGCUACCGACUACUUGAUCAACGUAAGUCCUUUUGACUUUCAUUACUAAUAUUGACGCAAUUCCAUUUACAAAAUUUGUGAUGACGUCAUUGGAUUGAGCAAACACAAGUGACUAACUAUUACCUUUCAAUUUAAGGUUCUGAAGGAAUGGCCUAAGGUAAUUCAAGAUGCCAAAGACACUGCGUUAUACGAUAAACUGCUGAAAGAGUUCAAUGGACUGAGCAAAGCUGAUCAGGAUACGGUAAAUGAGAUAUAUCCGGAGCUAAUCAAGACGCUGAGCAGUUCGUAUUGGAAUUCUUUGUUGAUGAAACUGCCUUUUCCGCGAUAA